CCACUCUGCUCCCCGUGGCCUCUCCCCUCCAUGGCUCUCCUGGCUCUCACCGUGGCCCUGCUGGCCGUGCCCGUGGCCACCAUGGCAAUGGAGGAGGUGGCCCUGGACAUGGCCCCGGCCUCCUUCGAUGACCAGUACCGGGACUGUGGCCUUGCCAUGAGCAGGGCCCUGCCGGCCCUGAAACGCUCUGACUUCCAGAACAAUGCUGAGUUUGCCCGGGUCUGGCCCGAGGCUGAGUCCAAGUGGCAGGGUCGGGAGUCCCGUGUGUCACCUCUGUCCCCAGCCCAGGCCAGCGCCAUCACGGCCUACACCAUGAAUUACCUGUACAAGGAUUUCAACGAGAAAGUGAGCGUGGCCGGGAUCUCCCCCCAGCAAUACCGGCAGAAUUUCCACUACAAAACUCUGCAUUUCCUGCUCACCGACGCCCUGGCCACGCUGAGGGACGCUGGGAAGGGACAGAAAUGUCACUGUGUGGUGCGGGGGGUGAACGACAAAGUGUUCAAGGCAAAGCUCGGGGCCACCGUCAGGUUCGGUCGAUUCACGUCGGCGUCACUUUGUGAAAACGUUGCCCAAGGAUUCGGCACCCACACGGUGUUCCGGGUGAGGACGUGCCAGGGCGCCUCCAUCCGGGAAUUCUCUGAAUAUCCCGACGAGGACGAGGUGCUGAUCCCGCCCUUCGAGACCUUCAACGUCACCAAAGUCAUCCCCAAAGGGGACGAAGUGGAGAUCCACCUCAACUCCACUGGCACCUACAGCAAAUACAACUGCGAGUGGGUGACAGGUGGGGACAGCCUGGGGACA
Messenger RNA from Sturnus vulgaris (Common starling), 801 nucleotides. NCBI's taxonomy places the organism in Eukaryota, Metazoa, Chordata, Aves, Passeriformes, Sturnidae. The record is from RefSeq and is a predicted model, not a curated record.